Molecule: messenger RNA, 1830 nt
Organism: Fusarium redolens
Lineage: Eukaryota; Fungi; Ascomycota; Sordariomycetes; Hypocreales; Nectriaceae
Product: lipoxygenase
Exons: 3
Coding region: 70-1830 (586 amino acids)
Biological process (GO): lipid oxidation
Molecular function (GO): oxidoreductase activity, acting on single donors with incorporation of molecular oxygen, incorporation of two atoms of oxygen; metal ion binding
Source: RefSeq, a predicted model, not a curated record
CUCACAUUGAAAAGCUAUAUCAACCGAAUCUUACUCCUAUACUCUUUAUUCUGCGAUUUUUAAUUAAAUAUGUUCUUGAUUAUUGCAUUGUUAUUCAAUAUUGCUGGGGUUAUCGCAGCAUCUAGUUUGGCAAAUUGGUCCCGACCAUUUUCGCUCCCGUUGAGCAACACCUCAGGUCGAGCCGCUGAAAUACAGAAGACGCGUCAAAGUUUCACAUACGGAACAGAUAAUACUCUUAUCGGUGUUAACCCAUGGCCUUCGGGACCACUUGGAAAAAAGGCCGUCCAGACGCACUACAAUGCUUUUGAAGCAACUGAGGCGCCCGUCUACCAGCACGUAGACCAGGAUGUUGCCCACGCCCAAGCGUCCCUAAACGACACCCUCCACUUGGAGUCGUUGGAAGACUUUCAGAAACUAUACCAAGGCCAGUGGCAAAACAGCGUCCCAGGGGGACUUGCUGAAGGAGUCCUUCGCAAUGACAAGUCGGAUCUGUUGUUUGCAAUGGAGCGCCUCUCGGUACACCCGGAAAGCUUACGACGUGUCAGACCAGAUGAGCUCGUCGCACUGCGUGUCGAAGACAAGAUUGCACGAAGGAUCACGACAAAGAAACAGCACUCUCUCCAGAAAGAAGGGCGAUUAUUCAUCGUCGAUCACAGCAAUCUGGCAAAUCUGACAUUGACAACAGGUCGCUACGCUGGCGCUUGUGAGGCGCUGUUCUUCAUUCACCCUACUUCAGGGCAAUUCUUACCCCUGGCUAUUCGUCCCAACAACGGCUCGCCUUUGGUUUACACUCCUCUCGACGAAGAAAACGACUGGACUCUAGCUAAGAUACUGCUUAACAUGAAUGAUGUCUGGCACAGCCAGUGGUAUCACCUCGCCGCAGCUCAUAUCUCUUCCGACCUCGUCUGGAUGUCAGCUGCCCGUUCAUUCAGUGACAUGCACCCAGUCUGGGGCCUGAUCCGUCGCUUGGGCGUCAACACUUUCGCAUACCGCGUGGGAGCUAGCGAACUCCUUGUCAACCCCGGCGGCGACAUUGAGAAGAAUUUUGCUUGGAAUGGCGAACAGGCAAUCAAGUACAGCCAACAGAUUUGGCGGUCGGAUUGCGCCCCCUGGCAGUCCAAUUAUCUCGAAACAAAGCUCAAGCGACGGGGUUUGAUAAACUGCAAUUACGGUCCUGAGCUGGAGAAAUUCCCAUAUUACGACGAUGCAUCAGUCAUCCUAGGUGCUCUGAGGACUUUUAUCAGCGCGUUUGUUGACGCAUAUUAUCCUUCGGACGAUGCAAUCACCACGGAUAACGAGCUCCUCGGAUGGUUCGAUGAGGCGGCCAAUGUCGCCUCUAUAGUCGACUUUCCGGACUCCAUCUCUACCAAAUCGGAACUGGUCGCUGUGCUCUCCCAUCUCGCCUAUCUCAUCUCAAUUCUUCACGGUUCGCUAAAUAGCAAUAGUCUUGUGCAUUACAGUGCCGUGUUGCCAAUGCACCCGCUAUCACUUUAUCAACCGCUGCCAAAGGAAAAGGGCGUCUCAAGCCUCGUACCGUUUCUUCCAAACCUAGAAGCCUCGAUACAGCACAUCGCGCUCGUCGCUUCCUUCAAUCAAGCACAGAUUGCUGACACUCCUGAUUCGCUGCGUUUCCUUUUCAACGAACCUGAGUUCCAGGCCCACAUCAACAAAGAGGUACGCGCAGCAGCCAAAGCAUAUUCAUCUACUUUAUCGAGGUUUAGUAAGGAAGUCAAAGGAAGAAAGCUUGAUAGCAAUGGUUAUAGUCAAGGAAUGCCGUUUGUGUGGGAUGUCUUUGAUCCGGCUAAGGCACCUGGGAUCCUUGCCGCCUAG